This is a messenger RNA of Candidozyma pseudohaemuli, 1635 nucleotides long. Its product is annotated as bifunctional choline kinase/ethanolamine kinase. Gene Ontology annotation, biological process: phosphatidylethanolamine biosynthetic process; phosphatidylcholine biosynthetic process. The transcript has a single exon. Gene Ontology annotation, cellular component: cytoplasm. The record is from RefSeq and is a predicted model, not a curated record. Lineage: Eukaryota; Fungi; Ascomycota; Pichiomycetes; Serinales; Metschnikowiaceae. Bases 1 to 1635 code for a protein of 544 amino acids. Gene Ontology annotation, molecular function: choline kinase activity; ethanolamine kinase activity.
AUGGACAUCACGCCGUACGAAACCACACGGUCUCGUUCUCGAUCUCGGUCCAGAACUAGAAACUCGACCGCCAAUUCUCGUUCAACCUCCGCCACGAGAAGACCCAGCUUGGGGUCACGGAAAUCGCUUUCUUCCUCCUCCUUGAACAACCUCACCUUAACUCAACAGCAUUUCGACAAUGGCGGAGAAAUGACCGUGCCCUCGGUGCUGGUCACACUAGAUAACACGUUGCCUUACGAUUUCUUCAAACAGGAGCUUAUUGCGCUUAUUAGAGCCCUUAGAAUCAGCAAAUGGCAUAAGAAGUGGUUGACGGUGAACAAUGUCGUGGUGACUCGUAUCUCCGGUGCAUUGACAAACAGCAUUUAUAAAGUGGAGCUCAAGGACCCGGCCUUCACCGCUCCUUCUUUGUUGUUACGUGUGUAUGGUAAGAACGUGGACUCCAUCAUCGACAGAGACUACGAGCUCAGCAUUUUGGUCAAGCUCUCCCCUAAAAAGAUUGGCCCCAAGCUUUUGGGUAUCUUCACUAAUGGCCGUUUUGAGCAGUUCUUGGAGGGCUUUGUCACCAUGACCAAGGAGGACGUCAGAAGCCCCGUGAUCUCCCUGAUGAUUGGGCGUAGAAUGAAGGAUUUGCAUUACAAGAUCGAUUUGGACGAUAGAGACAAGGCGUUGAGCGUCCCGAAUGCGUGGCACCAGAUCCAGAAAUGGCUCGAUGUGUUUGAAAAGACGUUCUUGCCGAUGUACACCCCGGACGAAAUCAACGAUAUUGUGCUUUUGCCAUGGCCCAAGUUCAAAGAGUUGGUGUUCAAGUACAGAGACUGGCUUUUUGCCAAGUACGACUCGGAGAAGUUCUCUGAAAACUACAAGUUCUGCCACAAUGACACUCAGUACGGUAACUUGCUUUUGAGAAACACUUUCGACCCCGAGCAGGUGAUCCAACAGCCCUCUGACAGUGCCAUUAUGAACACUAACACGAAGAGAGACAACGAUUUGGCUGUCAUUGAUUUCGAGUAUUCUGGUGCCAAUUUCCCCGCCUACGACAUUGCUGACCACUUUGCCGAGUGGAUGUCUGACUACACUGACACCAAGCAGCCACACUUUAUUCAUGAAGAGGCGUACCCUAAACAGGCCGAGCAGCUCAACUUGCUCAAGUCGUACACUGAGUACGAUUUCCGCAUCCCCACCUCCAAUUUGAAGACCAAAACGAAGCCAUCGGUGAACGAAAGCGACGUGACAUUGAUGCAAGAGUACGAAGUCAAGAAACUCUACAACGAGGUGGUGUUCUGGCGUUCCACCGUUCAAUUCUUCUGGUCCAUCUGGGGUCUUCUCCAGAACGGUCCGCCAAAGAAGUCGGAUGUCGGCUUGUUGGGCUUCAAUUCCGAGGAAAAGGGUGUCCACUCUACUUUCAAGAUCACCACCGGAAUGGACGCCUUGUCCGUUGACGACUCGGCGAUUGUCGAGGACGACGGUGUCAUUGCCUCGAACGACGACGACUUUGACUACCUCAAGUACUCACAACAGAAAGCUGCGUUGAUUGUGGGCGACAUGAUCUCGCUUGGACUCUUGAGCAUCAACGACAUUCGUCCAGAGCACCACAACCUCAUCAAGUUCCUUGAUACCCGUACCUUUGAUAUUUAG